AUGGCGCAGCCCAUCACCCACCCCGUCGCCGUGCUGGCCAAGGUCGAGGACCCGGCGCUGCAGGCGCGCAAGUCCUACGACGCCGGCAAGGAGUACGGCGCCGACGUCAAGGUGCGCGACGCCGACGUCGAGAGCGCCGACCCCAAGGGCGAGCAGACCGGCCUCGACUACUCGGGCUUCAAGGGCAAGACGGACCCCGCCGAGAUCAAGCUCGUGCGCAAGAUGGACAUCUACAUCAUGCUCUCGCUCUGGAGUAUGUACUGGCUCAACUACCUCGACCGCAAUGCGAUUGCACUGGCCAAGCUCAGCUCGAUUGAGGCAGACCUCGGCCUCUCGGACACACAGUACCAGACGGCCGUCAGUAUCCUGUUCGUCGGAUACGUGAUCUGCGGUGUUCCCUCGAAUAUGAUCAUCACGAAGGUCCGCCCAGCGCCCUUCCUCGUGGGAAUCAUGAUGCUUUGGGCCGUCAUCUCGAUCUGCACGGCCUUCUCGGGCUCGUUCGGCGGCCUCGUGGCCACGCGCUUCUGCCUCGGUGUCGUGGAGGCUCCCUACUACCCCGGCGCUCUGUACAUCCUUUCGUCGUUCUACACAAGAACCGAAGUCGGCACUCGCAUCGCUAUCCUGUACACGGGCAACAUUCUCGCCACCUCGUUCGCCGGUCUGAUCGCCGCCGGCAUCUUCGAGCUCGACGGUGUGCUUGGCUACGCCGGCUGGCAGUGGCUUUUCAUCAUCCAGGGCUCCGUCACCGGCCUCGUCGCGCUGCUCGCCUACCCCUUCCUGCCCAACACGCCCGGCACGACGCGCUGGCUCUCGCACGAGGAGCGCGAGAUGGCCGUCAACCGUCUGCUGCGCGACCAGGUCGACAUGGACGUGCAGCAGGGCUCGGCCAUGGCCGGUCUCAAGCAGGCCGUGCGCGACCCGCGCGUCUGGCUCUUCUGCCUCAUGCAGAACCUGCACCUCAGCGCCAACGGCUUCAAGAACUUCUUCCCCUCGGUCGUCAACACGCUCGGCUUCUCGCGCCUCAUCACUCUGGUGCUCACGUGCCCGCCGUACCUCAUCGCCGGCGUGGUCUCAGUGCUCGUCUCGCUCUCGUCGGGCCGCUUCAACGAGCGCACGUACCACAUCCUCAUCUGCAAGCUCGUCGCCACCGUCGGCUUCGUCACUGCCGCUGCUGCCUCGCCGAGCCAGACGGCCGGCCGCUACGUCGCCAUGUGCAUCUUCACCAUCGGCACGUACGGCGUCAACUCGAUCGUGCUCGGCUGGGCCUCGACCGUCUGCUCGCAGAGCAAGGAGAAGAAGGCCGUUACGAUCGCAAUGAUGACCUCGUGGUCGAACGCGAGCUUCAUCUACACGCCCUACCUCUUCCGCAACGCCGACAAGCCGCGCUACGCCCUCGCCAUGGGUGCCAUGGGCGUCUUCUCGCUUCUCUGCGCCGCCACGGCCUUCUGGAUGAAGUGGAUCCUCGUGCGCCAGAACCGCACGCUCGAGGCCACCACCAAGUACCCCUACUAG
Messenger RNA from Tilletiopsis washingtonensis, 1512 nucleotides. Its product is annotated as MFS general substrate transporter. Gene Ontology annotation, cellular component: membrane. The coding region runs from base 1 to 1512 and encodes 503 amino acids. The record is from RefSeq and is a predicted model, not a curated record. The transcript has 6 exons. Gene Ontology annotation, biological process: transmembrane transport. NCBI's taxonomy places the organism in Eukaryota, Fungi, Basidiomycota, Exobasidiomycetes, Entylomatales. Gene Ontology annotation, molecular function: transmembrane transporter activity.